GCACAGCCGACAUAUACAGCGCGGGAGUACCUCGCCGCUGUCCAGCAGGACCGCGCGCAGGGCGUACGUGACGACGCGGAGGACGAGCUGAGCGAUACCGAGACCGUCUUCUCUGACGAUCCGUCGUCGGAAGGGUCGGACGAGUCAGCGUCACUCGACGACGAGGAUGUCUUCGAGUUCGGUCACACGGACGACGAGAUCGAGGACGAGGAGGACGACGGCUACGUGCACUACGUCCAGGACGAUAAGAACUACGACCCUACAGACCCUGAAUUUUGGAGGAGGUACUACCACGGCGACUUCAAGAAGUUCAGCCUCCGGAUGGGGCCCGAGCGGGAGUUCCACACCUCGUUCAAGGACGUGGCGUGGUACGAUCCGAAGAAGCCCAGGCGAGUCGCGGACGAAGAAGACCUGCGCGAGACGCAGCGUGCGUGGGACGACGUCGCGCUCGGGCGCGGGCCGUUCGAGAGCAGGCAGAAGCUCGUCGAGGUGCACGAGAGCCUGAUGCGCGCGCUGAACGACCUGGACGACGAGGUCGCUGACCAGCAGGGGGCUGUGAGCAAGGCGGUGCAGAGGAGAGAGCCGGGCGUGGUGCUCGAGGAGGGGUGGGACAUCGAGAAGGUCGUCAACGAGCUGCGGAUGCGCUCGACGAUCGAGGUGGAACACGCCCCCAUCGACAACCUCCGCCGCGGAGUGGUCUACCUCGCGCGGUCGUUGCAUCUCAAGGAGAUCCUCAUGUAUCGCGGCAAGAACGCAUACCCUCCCACGUUCGUUCCGCCUGCCGUUGGGGAGCCUGAAGAUGUCUGCGCCGCGGACGAAGAAGAGCAGGAGUAUGUCUUGGUAUAGAGACGUACCAGAAUGAUCGACGGGAACUUGUGUUUCACCCAGUUUGCCGCAGUCCCCUCCAUUAUCUCAACGAAUGCUCGACACCUGUACAUUGCUCACUGCUAUCGGCUUGCUAUCGCUCCCGCUUUGUAUCUGUCCCACCCCGAAACACCGUAUUUCUCGACAUCGCGCCGCCAUGCACCCUACAAAAUCUAUCUGUCACUAUUGCUGGUCAUUAAGACAAUGUCACACGCGACGAGAUCGAUCCCAGCAGUGCAACACUGGUUCACAUACUGUGUGGCUAGCACGUCGUACUGAAACACUGUAUCAUACGUCGACUGAAUUGGCUCGGCAUUGAGCAAUCAUAUAUGUGAGCUUUGCUGUUUC
Messenger RNA from Fomitopsis serialis, 1212 nucleotides. RefSeq lists its product as uncharacterized. The transcript is spliced from 3 exons. Lineage: Eukaryota; Fungi; Basidiomycota; Agaricomycetes; Polyporales; Fomitopsidaceae. The record is from RefSeq and is a predicted model, not a curated record. The annotation marks the transcript as partial.